Messenger RNA from Vicia faba (fava bean), 870 nucleotides. NCBI's taxonomy places the organism in Eukaryota, Viridiplantae, Streptophyta, Magnoliopsida, Fabales, Fabaceae. The record is from the annotation of a GenBank genome assembly.
AUGUUGAGAGCUUGUCAGUUACGAGCUGGUUUACCGAUUCCAAAACUCUCUUCACUCUCCACAAUUCCCUCACUCUUCUCUUUCUCUUCUCACUCCAAAAUCCACACUUUUUCAUCCACAACAAAACCCUUCCAUUUUCACUCACCUUCUUCUCUUCCUCUUUCACCCUUUUCUUCUAUCAUGCCUCCAAAAUCAACAGCUUCGUAUAGUACCGGGGGUAGUGCUGUUGAAGGUGGUGGGGAAAGGGAAAUAUUGGUGCAGCAUUUGUUGGUGAAAGAAGAUGAUCAGAAACUAUUGUUGGAUCUUCAACAGAGAGUUGCUAGAGGUGAAGAUUUAAGUGAUCUUGCUGUGGACCAUUCAAUUUGCCCUUCUAAAGAUGAAGGAGGAAUGCUCGGGUGGGUUAGAAAGGGACAAAUGGUUCCUGAAUUUGAGGAGGCUGCAUUUAGUGCACCUUUAAACAAAGUUGUAAAGUGCAAGACAAAAUUUGGAUGGCACCUACUACAGGUUUUAUCUGAAAGGGAAGAAGCGGUACUUAAAUACAUUCAACCUGAUGAGCUGCAUGUGAAAUUUCAAGAUCCCACCUUUUUAGAGGAGGCGCAGUUAAUUGAUGUUCGAGAGCCUGAAGAAGUGGCCACAGCAUCUUUGCCGGGAUUUACAGUUCUUCCCCUCCGACAAUUUGGAACCUGGGGGCCUGAAAUAAACACCAAAUUUGAUCCUCAAAAGGAUACAUAUGUUCUGUGUCAUCACGGCGCGCGGUCCAUGCAGGUUGCCAAGUGGCUGCAUUCACAGGGGUUCAGGAAAGUCUACAAUAUUUCUGGAGGAAUUCAUGCCUAUGCGGUGCAGGUCGAUCCGUCAGUUCCUACUUACUGA